Molecule: messenger RNA, 1083 nt
Organism: Aspergillus saccharolyticus JOP 1030-1
Lineage: Eukaryota; Fungi; Ascomycota; Eurotiomycetes; Eurotiales; Aspergillaceae
Exons: 3
Coding region: 1-1083 (360 amino acids)
Source: RefSeq, a predicted model, not a curated record
AUGGCGCAGCUCGCCAUGAACAGCAGGCUAUUGCGCUGCCAGAAUGCAAGCACUCUCGGUCGAACCGUUGGAUCCUACACACAGAACCGCACAUAUCUCUCUUCUGCUAAAGUGCCCUCGUUCGACAACGCUCCCAAGAAGAUCAAAAGCGGCCUCAACAAAUUCCGCAAUGAGGUCUUCAUCCCUCUCAACCUAUCCGAACAGCAGAAGCUCCUGAUCUACCGGAAGAAGCACCAAGGCACCUUGGACGAGCACCCAGUAACAGUGGCCAUCAGCGAGGAGGAGGAAUAUCGCCUGCAGCCGAUGGAAUUCACGGCCCAACCGCGCAACUCGAAAGCCAACGAGCUGAUCCGCCGCAUGAAAACCGAGGACGAUUGGAAGCAGCUGCCCGCCUUCCUGACGGCCCUGCACAACGUGAACCGCAAGCUCAACCUGGAGAUGGUGGUGCGCCGCGCCGGCAUGAACGACGCCAUGAAGUUCAUCCUCGCGGCCGCUCAGGCCAAGGACACGGGGUUCUCGCUCCGCUCCCCCGGGCUGGUGCAGAAGAUCUUCUUCGAGCUGCACCUGCACGCCCAGAAGCAUGGCUUCAAGGGCCCCGAGGUCGACCGCAUGCUGCGCCUCGCCCAGUCGUUCGUCGACCUGAUGGGUCUGCCGCGCCACGUCAACAACAAUCCGGCCAAGGACCCCCGCCGCCGCCCCGCCGUCAUCGGCGUCUUGCUCGAGCUGAGCGCCGCGCGCGCCCUCGACAAGUUCGGCGGCAAGGACACGGACGGCCUGGUCCGCGCGUACAGUGAGCGUCUGCUGGCCAGUCUGAACAACAAGCACUUCCGCCUCGAGAUGAAGAAGCCCAACCUGUACCGGAACUGGACAAAGAUCGACGGCAAGCUGGAGCAAGUCGUGCCCAUCUACAAUGCCUUAGUCUUGACUCAGAAGACGGCCAUCGAUGCUACAAUCUCGAAGACGAUGAAAGACCGGGCUAAGACCAUGCGGGACUGGGUCCACCUCAUGAGAAAUGCCGCCCCAAACUCGGUCCGGAAGCAUCCCAUGCGGGGCUUGGGCAACAGCAGGGAGUUGUGUACAUGA